ACUGCUAUGACCACAGUCAUGGUGUUCCGUCCGAGUUUGGUGCUGAUGCUGGUGGCCACAGCGAUGGCGGCGCCACAGUUCAACUUGGGUGAUCAACAGCCGGCGACGUCUUAUGAUUUCGGGUAUGGGGUGAACGUGCCGGAAUCUGGUGAUGUAAAGGAACACAAGCAGUCUCUCUCCCCGUCUGGACGGACCGACGGAGAAUCCCGCUGGCUCCAGCCUAACGGACUCUUCCGGGUGGUGAGAUACACGGUGGAGGGCGGGUUAGGGUUCCAGGCUAUCGUCACCGAGGAGGCCGGCAACGAGGUUGCCAACUACAACAAUUUUGACGGCUCCGAUAACUCGGCCCGUGCCCAAACCUUCAGCGGUAGUGCCAACAACCAGCGAGUCUUUGGCAACAAACAGACCUUUGGAAGUCAAAGCUUCAAUGGCCCCAAAACCUUCCAAAGUAGUGAUUUCAGUAGCUCGCAAAGAGGCCAAACCUCCAUCGGCGCACAGAGCCUUCAAAAUCGAGGCUUCAUCGGAACACAAAGGCUUCAAAAUCAGGUCUUCAGCAGCUCACAAAGGCCUCAAAUUCAGGUCUUCAGCAGCUCACAAAGGCCUCAAAAUCAGGUCUUCAGCAGCUCACAAACGCCCCAAAAUCAGGUCUUCAGCAGCUCACAAGGACCUCAAAAUCAGGUUUUCAGCAGCUCACAAAAGCCUCAAAAUCAGGUCUUCAGCAACUCGCAAAGACCUCAAAAUCAGGUCUUCAGCAGCACGCAAAACAUCCUUAGCCAGAGCUUCCAGGACACACAAGGAGCCCAGCGCCAGGUCUUCAAGUCUCCACAGACCUUCCUGACCCAACCCGUACCUCAGUUCGGAAAUGUCAUUGACGGUGGAGUAAUUGAUGGAGGAAUCAUCGACGGAGGCAUAAUUGAUGGAGGAAUAAUUGGAAGCACCAUAAUCAGCAGCUCGAACUCAGUUGUCAGCCCCUUCAGUUCUGGAGCCAAUAGCUUUAUUUCAGGAUCAACUGACUUCGUUGGGUCUGGCAUCCUCAGCACACAAUCUAAUAGCCUUAACUCAAGAUCCGGCGACCUCAGCUUUGGAUCAAGCAUCUUUAAUUCAGGAUCAAGCAACUUUAACGCGGGAUCUACCAACAUCAACUCGCAAUCCAACAGAUUCACCUCAGGAUCUGGUGUCAACAGUUCAGGUCCAAAUAGUUUAGCUGUGAUCCUCGCCAGUGAUACAUCAAGGCUCAAUGGUUGAACAACUAUUAAAGAAUAAUAAUUUUUUGCUUCUAGGACAAACUACAUCAAUCGCCAACAAAAUCAUAGCAUCUUAUCAACAUCGUUCAACACCCAGUUUACGACCAUGUUUAAUCAUCUUGUAUUAUUAGAUGUUUGAUGUUUGUUAAUUUGUAUCUUCAACCAGUUACAAAUCAGAUGGAGGUUGUAUUGGAAGUCGAAUCUUUGGCAUUGGGUAGGUAACCUACCCGAGAUUGUAUUCAUCAUUAUGUGAGGUUUCUACGGACUUAAUGCCAUAUAUAAGAAUAAGAAAGAAGCCAUACAGUAUAUUAUUUAAUUCACUAUCC
This is a messenger RNA of Homarus americanus (American lobster), 1570 nucleotides long. RefSeq lists its product as uncharacterized. The coding region runs from base 7 to 1245 and encodes 412 amino acids. The record is from RefSeq and is a predicted model, not a curated record. The transcript has 4 exons. Lineage: Eukaryota; Metazoa; Arthropoda; Malacostraca; Decapoda; Nephropidae.